This is a messenger RNA of Oncorhynchus gorbuscha (pink salmon), 5480 nucleotides long. RefSeq names its product proline-rich basic protein 1 (gene prob1). Lineage: Eukaryota; Metazoa; Chordata; Actinopteri; Salmoniformes; Salmonidae. The record is from RefSeq and is a predicted model, not a curated record. The transcript has 3 exons. Bases 1600 to 4227 code for a protein of 875 amino acids. Gene Ontology annotation, cellular component: nucleoplasm.
GAGAUGCAAAAGGAACUCAUUUUGUGGAACGACCCUAUUAAGGAAACGUAUAGGUUCUUACAGUAUCCCUACCGUCAAAUAACACAGAUUCAAUGUACAGGAGCCAUUUAGUGGCCCAGCACUUCCCCGCGCAACGCACCCACAGAACCCCAGGCCUAUCUCACUGAUGAUAGUGUUAUGGGGCUUCAGGGGCUAUUUAUAGCCAGCCCUGUGACUGUGAGUACGCUGGCCAUGCUAGGUGGAUUCCAGUGGUAUGCUCAGCUCCAGUACAACCCAACCAGCACCUGCUGCUAGAGCUAACUGCCACGCCGUCGUUUCAGCUCCCACUGGGCCUGGACCACAUAGCCCCAGGCCAAACCUCAGGAGGAGAGAAAAGAAGGUUUUGUUGGAGGAGGAUUUGACUGGAGUGGUGGUUGAUGUGUGAAGAGUUUUCUUCAGGCUGGGCUUUAGGAUCUGGUCAGAGGGCUCAGGCUGGCAUGACAUGAGGGGGGCCUCCUUCUAGUUCACAUGAAGCCUUGAACCCUGAAGAACUAUUAAGAGUGUGACUUAGAAAGUAAGACAGCAUCCUACACCGCAUUUAAGAUAGAGCACUGUGGCAGUAGAGAGAUGUCAGAAUAACCUCUCCAUGUGAUAUCAUUGACGUGGAGGAGGAGGACAAGGACAUUGGCGCCAACUGAUGACGUCAGCGAUUCGACUAGUUCCUACUGCGCUGCCCUAUGUUCACUAAGUGAUUUUGGCGAGGUGGAAGAACCAAAUGACAAACCAUGUAAGUCGCUCUGGAUAAGAGCGUCUGCUAAAUGACUUAAAUGUAAUGUAAAUGUAAAAUGUCCUGAGCCCCAACCUCUAGUCUCAGCCCCGCUAACACCACCUUUAUCUCAAGUUAGUGAUGCUGCUGUACUGCCUGAGCCCUGUAUAACCAACCUGACAGAGGAGGGAGAGAGUACAGACGGGUCAGGUGAAACAUCAGAUAAAACUUCUGCAUCCAAAAAAUGGGAUACCUUAAGGGGCACUGUCGCUGGCGCCCUCCCUGAUACUGACACCAAUGAGGGGCUCUGAUCCUCUCAACCCAGAUACACCUCCAAGACUAUUUUGAUCAGACCAAAAGUAAACCAAUACAACCAGGACAGGGGACGCGAACACUUGGGCAGAAAGCCAAAUGAGGAUUCCACAACAUAUGGUAGGAAGCAGGAAAAGGGUCCCAGUAUCUGUGGUACUGAAAGUAAACUCCUUAGCAGCCCCCCCUCCCCUCCCCCCCGGACGGUGGUCAGGAGGAUGAGGGGGAGGGGCUGAACUGCAUGGGGGCCAGCAAUAGAGAGGAGCAGACUGAGCUGUCACUCAGAGCCAGGAAUAGAAAAGCGCCUGCAAGCUGCAUCUCGACACUCAGUCGGCGAGCUGCAGUCAGGAAUCCCGGCGUGUUGUUAUUCAGAGUGUUCCCUCGCAACCGGGCAGCAACACCAACGGCAGAGACCUCCCGGAUCCCAGAGCUUGCCAACGGACAGCCAUCAAGACACCUGGAGAUUCAGUCUGCUCCCUCAGAAACGCUGUAGAAGCACCUGGCGGCUCCAAGGGGUUCUACAACACAGCGGUGAGCCAUCCACCAUGUCCACCAAGUUCUAUAAGGCAGACAGAGACCUGGCCUUCAGCAAACACUACUGCCCCCAGGCAGACUAUUUGGAUGUCUACAACUCCAGCUGUAGGUCCUUGACCCAGCCGUCUCCAGUCAGCGAUUGGUCAGAAGAUGAUAUCUCCCUCCAGCAGUCCUCGGUUGUCUCAGCUAACAUCCAAAGCACAACAGCAUGCUCAGAAACUGGCAGCUUCGAAUGCAUUGAUGUGGCUAUGGAAAACCAGGGUGAGGUGUACAGAGGGGGAACAAAAACUGUUCCCAAGAGGCAAAUCCAACUGAAGAGACGUAACACGGCGGAAUCACAAGACAGUGAUAAGGGAGAGGUGACAAAUGAAGCCCAAUGUACACCCAGUACAGCCAGCCACCGCAGGGAUGUGUUCAUGCGUCAGCACAGCACCCCAGCAACUUUCCACCAGGAGUCACAUGGGAUGGAGUCGGAGAACAAGACAGCUCAGGCCGAGCGAAAGCAGAGGCUCCAGAAGUCGAUGUCCCUGGACGAGACCUCCACAAAAACCAAAAUGGCCUCCUGUAUCAUCAAGAGUGUCCUGUCAAAGAAGAUGCAGUGUGAGCUGAAUCUACAAAACAAAACUGAAGUGAACGAAGGAGCCUUCGCACCUCUAGAGGUCCAGAAUAACGGUAAGAACUGUCACCAGAGCCCUCUGGCAGCCAAAGAGAUCAGCACAACUGAUAUGAGCUCUGUUGAUUCACAUAGACAGAGUCACUCUAUCCAAUACCAUCAGGUUGCGAACGCUAAAACACACCAAAAGUCGCUUUACAAACAGAACUCCGUUUCACUCGUGAGCAGCUUUGGAGGGUCUGAGUUUCAGAGCACCAGCACUAAGAGGGCUGAAAUAGCCUCCACUCUGGAAAGUGAGGAAAUAGAAAGGCAAAACCCCAGGGAUGGGGCUCUGCCGUACGCUAACCGGAGCCCAGGGGACAGACUAUCUUGUGACUCAGCAAAGGGCAAAACGCAGAGCACAUGUGCUGGUUCAAGCAGAUCUGGAGGCAAACAGGCUCCGGUGAAAAACACACCAGAGGAAUGCAACAGGGGGCAAGGGGUCCAUAAACAACAGAACCCCCUGCCUAAGGGGCUACAGAGGACUGAUACACUCUGGGGCAGUCAAGUCAGUCAGCAGCCACUAAUUCCUGAAGGUGUGUCAGGAAAGGCAAUAGAGACGGGGGACAGUGGAGAAGUCAAGUUUGUGGGACAGUCUGGGAACAUGGGGACACAGGAGAUAUUUAAAGCCAAGGCCCCAGUACAUGUGGUGAGGGAUGUGAGGAGGCUGGUGAAAAAUACCUACAACCUGUCUUUCAAAAACGCAGCGGACACCAUUUUGGGAAAAGAGGACAGUCUCCUGUCCUUCUAUCAGCAGUCUGUGUAUGACCAGGUCAGCAACAGAGAGGCCUGCGGGGUCAGAGCACCCGGGCCUAAUGAAAAGCUAUUAGUGAAGAAAGUGUUCCCAUCGGCACCUUUGAAGGCCGUGGAUACAGCUUCACUUUACACCACCCCCAAGGGAUAUGUAACCAAAGCCACAGCUCUCCAUGAAUCACAAGACAGAAUUCCUAACACUGGAUUUACAAAUAUCACACCCCAAAGCCUUGCAAAAUCUAUUGAGAAAAGAGGCAGCCGACCCAAUAUCAACCAGUCUGAUAACCUGAGUAGUAAUGCCAAUGCAAGUUCAAAAGAGAUGCUUCGGCAGACCUGGUCUUCAGUGGAGCCCCCCAGUAAGUCUAAUCAGCAAUGGUGUGAAAGAACAGGCACCACCAAUGAGAAACAGAAAUCCCCACAAGCAACUGCCACAAAUAGUUUUACUUUAGUUCCAACAUAUUACUCAUCAGCAGCACACGUGUACCAGCCAGAACAGUAUCAGCCCUCAGUUACAACGUGUUCCAGUGCCAAGGAUAGCAGCCAAAACCAUGGCCCUCCUCCCAGAUCCCAGGGUCAAACUACACUCACUUGCACACCUUCCCCUGCCUGUGUACAGCUCAACACCACUGGGACUCCACAGCCACUGAUGUCUCCCUUCUUCCAUACACCAAACCCCAUGAACUACCAGACAAUUCAAACCCACGUUGGAAAGAUGACUUUAAUACAGGCCCCUGUCCUGAUGCAGCCUCCCCCUCAAAACCAGCCAGCCCAACUGCUGAGGGGAGAAGAAUUCUCACCCCCACAGCCAGCAGGGAAUGGAGAAAACAAAAUGCCCUCCCCAGACACACAACAACAGCAGUACCUGUGCAGCACACAGGGUUUCAUGGGCCCAUUCAGCACAGAGUACAGGCAGGGCAGUGCAGGCUUAGCAUAUCCUGAGAUGGCUGGAGGUCAGGUUUACGGACAGGGACCCCGACACAUGCUGAUGGACCCGGAGACGGGGAGAUGUUUCUACAUCGACGUUCCCCAACUUCCACCUCAGCGCAAGAUGCUGUUUGAUCCAGAGACCUGCCAGUACGUGGAAGUGCUGCUGCCCCAGCAGACGGUGCCUACAGCAGUCCUGCCACCAGCGUGUGCCAUGCCCUACCACUCAAUGCAAUUCCCAGGCAUGUACCCUCCCAAGUGCUUCUCUGUUCAGGCUCAUCCACAGGAGAUGCCUCACACCUGGCUGUAAGACUGCUGCCUACCGGACUGCAACAGCUUAACACUACGAUGGGACUGUACACUGCACUGUCCAGGGGGUAAGGACUGAGGGAAAGCCGCACAAGGCCACCCAGAGAUGGAUCAGAGUGUCUUACAUACUGUCAGGUUGAGUAAAACUUGGGUAUCAAUAAUAGUGAUGAAAAUCAGUGUCUCAUCUCGGAUUCACCUGAAUCCGAAAAUUCCUGACACAAUACCCAUAAAGAUGAUGACUACCGGGACUUCACGUUGUCAGAUAUUUGUGUGAGAGAGCAGAGGGCUGCUAAGGUAUGCAAUGUUUUCCAUAACGAAAAUGCAUACAGUGUAUUUACCUGUGGUUCUCUGAACCCUCCUCUUCCCUCCCUAUUGAAACUGUGUCUUUCUGGGCAGAUGCUUGAUGAUCUUUUACUGUAACUAAAAUGGCAUGUCAUCUAAUUUUCUAACAUAAACAUUUUUUUUGUGAUGAUGUUUGCCAUGUCUAGUUGUGUAAUAUAGAUAAAACAACACUUUCUUAAAACACAAAUUUUCUUUUGCAAUUUUCAAAGGAGAAAUUAAGAUUUGAGUGGGUGCUAUUUUUUAUUUUAUUUUGUAAGCUUUUGUUGUCUUUUACAUCUCACCAUUGUUUACUUGAGGAGAGUGGCCUGAACAAGCCGAGAGGGCAGCUGUCUUCAGAUUAAAAACGCAUCACCAGGGGCAGACUGCAAUGGCCAUUAUUGACAGAGGCCCUGGCAGACAAGGGUUUUGGGUGUAAUAUGGAACGGAAAUUCAAUUCAACAUCUUUCAUCAUGUCACAGUGAAAUCAAUACUGAACAGCCAUAAAAACUCUGAUCCUGUACUUCCUUGAUAGAUCAAUAGACCCUAGCCUCUUGGCCUGCACUUUUUUUCUUCCAAUCUGUGCAGUGUUGUUGUUCAGUCUCGCUCAGCUAAUACAGUACAAUUACCAUGUUGACUUGACUUAGAAGCAUGUGGGUUUUCUUUCUUACAGCACUUUUUGGUCAGAUUGUAAAUAUGUUAAUCGACGGCUCUCCUCUCACUAAUCUUGUUUUAACAUUUUAUUGUAACACUUAAUAAUGUAAACAAACAUUUAACGUAGUCAAAAAAAUAGGAAUGUUUUAAUAUAUUACACUUUCAUUUUAUAUCAUUUUUUGCUUUACCUCCGAUUGAGUUCAGAUCAUUAGAAGAGAGAGACACUAUCAUUACUUGUUCAUUUUGUACACAAGAAAGACUUAAUAAAAUACAAAAAAACAC